This is a messenger RNA of Chironomus riparius, 1605 nucleotides long. The record is from the annotation of a GenBank genome assembly. Lineage: Eukaryota; Metazoa; Arthropoda; Insecta; Diptera; Chironomidae.
UUUAUCAAAGAUAAAAUAAUAGAAAAAAAAUACAGUUUGUGCCUAGUUGUGUGAUUUACGGUGUACAGGCACACGCGAUAAUUAAAUACUUCUCUUGAUUGAUAAAUUAAGUAGUGAUAUACACAAUUAAACAUGCCAGCGGGUCAACAAGAUCAAACCGGUGAGGCGGUGCCGUUGAAAACAUUCAAACGCCAAAAGUCGCGUGGAAGUGAUUUAGUGACCACAACUUAUGAGUUUCCAUAUAUGAAGAAGCCAGAACAGAAGAGUUUUGGACAGCUAUUAUAUGAUCGAGAGCAGGGGAAGGUCUUUGGACGGACGCCUAAAAAUUGGGGCCAACUCAUCUUCUUUUACUCAAUUUUCUACGCUUGCCUCUGUGCCUUAUUUGCCAUUUGUAUGAAAGGACUUUUAUCCACAAUGGAUUUAACUUCACCAAAAUGGAAGCUUGGCGAGUCACUGAUUGGAACUAAUCCAGGUCUUGGAUUCCGACCAAUUGCACAUGAUGUUGAUCAAGGAUCUCUCAUUUGGUAUGAUUCAUCGAAUAAAACACAAAUUGACUAUUGGGUUGAUCGUGUUGAUAGCUUUUUAGAUGAAGUCACAAAAUCGGAAGGCAAACAAAAAAUCUGUGACUUUGGCAACCCACCAAAUGGAAAUCAAGUUUGCAAGCUCGACACAACCAAAUUCGGUGACUGUAUAAAGGAAAAUCUUUAUGGUUAUGGCAAUGCAGCUCCAUGCAUAUUCUUAAAACUCAAUCGAAUUUUCGGAUGGGAACCAGAAUAUUAUAAUGAUAUAGAUAAUUUACCAUCGGACAUGCCAACGUCACUUGUAGAUCACAUAAAGAGUUUGAAUGUUACUCAAAGAGAUCAAGUUUGGGUAAGCUGUGGUGGUGAGCAAGGUAUGGAUAAGGAGCUGCUCGGACCAAUUGAAUAUUUCCCUAAACAAGGAUUUCCAGCAUAUUUCUAUCCAUAUACAAAUAGAAGAGGUUAUGUCAGUCCAUUGGUAGCUGUUAAAUUCUUAAGACCAAGCGUUAAUCAAAUCAUCAACAUCGAAUGCCGUGCAUGGGCUAAAAAUAUUGUAUAUUCAGGCAGUCAUCGUGAUAGAAAGGGUUCCGUUCAUUUUGAGAUCAUGAUUGACGCGGACGUUGAAUAAAUAGGAAAUGCACACAAAGAAAAUAAGAACUGGAAUAGAAUGAAGAAAAUGUUAAAUAAUUAAAACUGAAGAUGAAGAAUUAAAAAUGCAUCAACAAAAUGCCUGAAGACGAUAAGAUUUCUAGUUAUUUUUAUGCUAUUUAAGUUUUCUCUUUCAAAAAUCCACGUGGGUUGUUAGCGAGAAUUAUUAAAAACUCGUUGUAAAUUUUCGUCAAAUCCGAGUGAACUAUUAAGUCUUUUUUAAAAUUCAAACAUUUCAAAAAAAAUCAAAAUUUAAUUCAAAGGUAAAAAUUGUUCGGAAUAGAUUUUUAAAAACUUAAAAAAAAUUAAUUUAUGUUCACAUUAAUUUUUUUCCUUAUCAUUUCCUAGCCACCUUGAUCCUUAUUCCUUAAGUUUGCUCAUUCGAAGCAUUAAAUCGAAGGGAGGGGGUUCUGGAUUUUAAAGAAUUUCGUGACUAACU